This is a messenger RNA of Strongylus vulgaris, 606 nucleotides long. Lineage: Eukaryota; Metazoa; Nematoda; Chromadorea; Rhabditida; Strongylidae. The record is from the annotation of a GenBank genome assembly.
CUGAAAUCGUGGUUCCGAUUGGCUGGUCUAUCUCCAUCUCUGCUCCCGUCCUCAGAUUUGCUUCUCUCUUGUCAGCAUAGCGUCUGCACUCGAUCCUUAGCCUCUUUCCCCUCACGAAUACGGGUAUUCUCCCAGCUGCCUAGUUUAUCUAGUUCUGACCUAUUGGACGAGACAUUCACUUCAAUGUAUCCAUCCGGAGACGUUACUUUGGCUGUGGAAGACGCUGGAUUCCAUGAACUGCUGGUUCUCGUGCCAAAUGGCAAUAAAACCAUUGUCGAAUCGUUACCUGGCUUGAGUGCCAACGAGACUGCAAUCAUAAAAUCCCUGAUAGAACCAGCAAAAGAGGUGACCGUUUUCAACAUUUUUUCGCUAUCGAUCAAUACGGGACUUUUGGGACACGCAAUUUAUGUCGCGACUGCAAUCAUAAAAUCCAUGAUAGAACCAGCAAAAGAGGUGACUGUUUUCAACAUUUUUUCGCUAUGGAUCGAUGCGGGACUUUUGGGACACGCAAUUUAUGUCCUGGUUGGAUUUAGACUGGAUGGCGAGCGUUUGGCACAUCUUGGGAACGGCAUUUUGUUCGUUCCGAUCCUGUCCCGCAGUCUCUAA